Molecule: messenger RNA, 327 nt
Organism: Prunus armeniaca (apricot)
Lineage: Eukaryota; Viridiplantae; Streptophyta; Magnoliopsida; Rosales; Rosaceae
Source: the annotation of a GenBank genome assembly
AUGCUUCAUCAUCUCGACCAAAUAGACAACGUCCCAUGGCCUAAACUAGGAGGGAGUGAGAGAGUGGCUCCCCAAGAUCACUUUGAGGAUACUGUGCCUGGGUACUUGGAGUGGUACCUCAACGUGGGAUAUCCGUUUGUCCAGAAUCCUAAUUAUGGAGCUGUAUUUGACCCAUUUGCCUCAAUGCAAAGCAUAUAUUAUCAGGAGCGUGAAGAGCGUAUGUUGUCCUUUACUAUGCCGCUCGUGGCAUUAGGGGAAACAGUUGCAUUGCAUACACGACCUUCUCAAGUUUAUCAAGCAGUUGAGACCUUACAACAGAUUUUAUAA